GGACUGUGAACUCUCAGUUGGUCAAACAGUGACGGUAUGUAGUCCGCCAGGUAGGACAAGACAGACACACUGUCAGUAGUCAGUCAGUCAGUCAGCCAGUCAGCCAGUCAGCCGGCCAGCCAGUCAGUCAGCCGGCCAGCCAGCCAUACGCUUCUACCAGUCAACCAGACGGCGGGCAGUUUGUGGAUCUAUCGUCUGGGACUCGGAGUGUGUGUGUGUGUGUGUGUGUGUGUGUGUGUGUGUGUGUGUGUGUGUGUGUGUGUGUGUGUGUGUGUGUGUGUGUGUGUGUGUGUGUGUGUGUGUGUGAGUGUGUGUGUGUGUGUGUGUGUGUGUGUGUGUGAGUGUGUGUGUGUGAGUGAGUGAGUGUGUGUGUGUGUGUGUGUGUGUGUGUGUGUGAGUGUGUGUGUGUGAGUGAGUGAGUGAGUGUGAAUGAGAGAGGAUGAAGCGGGGCAGGUGUUGUCGUGCGUGCUGCGGUUGGAUUCUCUCCAGAUGCUGCUGCCAGAGCACAGACAACUAUGCGAUGAGCGGUCCGGACGGGAAGACGGAGUCGGUCGCUAACCUGCAGCCUCACACCAGCCUCACCUCGCUGCAGUCCAGCUCGCCGGGUCCCAAGCGCUCCGGGAACACGCUGAGAAAAUGGCUGACCAGCCCCGUACGACGCCUCAGCCAGGGCAGCUCCGUCAAGAAGCUCCCCAACAACAAGAAGAAGACAGGACCCGGAACAGGAAGAGAGGAAGGCAGGAAGAGCAUUGACCUGGGACCGCCUGACCCCUCCCUGCAGGACGACCUCGCUGAUGAGCGAGUGCGCAGUAAAGAGGGCACUCUAUCCAAGUCCUCCUCAGGCAUGCAGAGUGGAGGUGAAGAGGAGCCGGACGAGGAGGCGCACACGCCCCUCCCUCCCCCCAUGGAGAUCAUCAAAGACCCCUCAGCUCAGGACGAAAAGUCUACCUCCCUGCUCACCUCCCUCCAGCCCUCUGCGGAGGUGCCCAGUGCUGCAGAGCUGGUUAGUGCCAUAGAAAAGCUGGUUAAAACCAAGAUGAGUCUGGAACCAGGAGCGUAUCCCGGCUUCUCCUCCCUGCCUCCCUCUGAGCACAACGCCUCGCCCCCGCCACGCAACCCCGAGCUGGAGCAGCGAGCCAAGGCUAUGAGGGGACGGAUGUUUGUUCUGAAUGAGCUGAUCCAGACGGAGAAGGACUACGUCAAAGAUCUGGGCAUCGUGGUGGAGGGCUUCAUGAAGAGGAUCGAGGAGAAAGGCAUCCCGGACGACAUGAAAGGAAAAGACAAGAUCGUCUUCGGAAAUAUCCAUCAGAUCUACGACUGGCACAGGGACUUCUUUGUUGGGGAGUUGGAGAAAUGUCUUGAGGACCAUGAACACUUGCCUCAACUCUUCAUCAAGCAUGAGAGAAGACUUCACAUGUAUGUGGUGUACUGUCAGAAUAAGCCCAAGUCGGAGUUCAUUGUAGCCGAAUACGACACCUAUUUUGAUGGUAUUCAGCAGGACAUCCAGUCCAGACUGACGAUCAGUGAUUUCCUAAUCAAACCAAUCCAGAGAAUUACCAAGUACCAGCUACUACUGAAGGACUUUUUAAAGUACAGCACCAAGGCGGGCAUGGACUGUGAACAGAUAAAGAAAGCAGUGGACUUGAUGUCUCAGGUUCCUAAGUUGUGUAAUGACAUGAUGAACCUGGGCAGGCUGCAAGGAUACGAGGGUAAACUGACCAGUCAGGGCAAGCUGCUGCAGCAGGAGACGUUCUUCGUGACGGAGCAGGACUCGGGUGUUCUGUCGAGGUCAAAGGAGCGCCGCGUCUUCCUCUUCGAGCAGAUCGUCAUCUUCAGUGAGCUGCUCAGGAAGGGCUCGUCCACGCCCGGCUACCAGUUCAAGAAGAGCAUCAAGGUGUCAUAUCUGGGUCUGGAGGAGAAUGUGGACAAUGACCCCUGUAAGUUUGUCUUGUCGUGUCGUGGCUCGUCAGAGCAUUUCACUCUGCAGGCCGCCAACGUGGAGGUCAAACAGGUGUGGGUCACACACAUCCAGGAAGUCCUCGAGGCCCAGAGCAACUUCCUGUCUGCCCUCCAGUCUCCCAUUGAGUACCAGAAGGAGAAAGGGGGGAGUAGUGGGACCUCCUCCCUGACCAGGAACCACUCCACCUCAGGCUCCAGGACCUCCCAGACCUCCUCUCAGAGCCGUCCCUCCUCCUCUGGGGGGCCUGGAGAGAGAGACAGGAUGAAAACAUCUACCUCGAAUGGUGCUGCGUCCUGUUUAGACUCCAGGCAUCAGAACAGUGAAGGAGGCUGUAAUGGCGUUUCGUCCACCAUGUUGGUGACUCAGGACUACUCGGCUCUUAAAGAGAAUGAGAUCUGUGUUGGUCAGGGAGAGACCGUCCAGAUUCUGGCAACCAAUCAGCAGAACAUGUUCCUUGUCUACCGGCCAGCCAACAGCCAAUCACCUGCUGCUGAGGGCUGGGUGCCAGGACACGUCCUGGGCCCGCCCACAAAACCCAUCAGGGACUCUUCCUCCACUUCAUCCUUUACAGCAGCAGCAGAUGUCAACAUCAUCAAGAAGUCUCUUUCGUGGAACACGCUGCGUUCCAGGAAGCGCGCUGAAGCCAAGGAGAGCGCCACGGGGGUCAAAGUUCAGGAGAAUGGCUUUCUCCGUAAGCCUAAAGAAACGGCCCCUCCUCCCGCCAUCGCCUCCUCCGCCACAGUGGCAAAGGGCAAAGAGGUUCACAGCUCUGAGGAGUCGGACUGUGAUGACGACUUGGACCCAAAGACUGGCAUGGAGCUGCUGAACCCCAACUUCAUCCAGGAAGUGGCGCCAGAGUUCCUCAUCGCUCUGGCCGACGUGGUGUGUGCGCUCGGAGAGACGGUGGUUCUGUGCUGUAAAGUCUGCGGCCGUCCCAAACCAGGCGUCACCCUGAAAGGACCCGACCAGAACCCCGUGGUCAACAACAGCCGCUUCACCAUCAACAUCAGGGAUACAGGCGACAUCUUGUUGAAGAUCUGUAAUCUGAUGCCGCAGGACACGGGGAUCUACACCUGUGUUGCUAUUAACGACCAUGGCUCCGCCUCCUCCUCCGCCUCUAUCAGAGUACAGGGUAUCCCAGCGGCCCCCGCCAGGCCGGUGGCUCAGGAAGCCAGCAGCACGGCGGUGGUGGUUCACUGGACUCCCCCCGCCUCCACCGCUAGCUGCACCGCUAGCAGCUACACCGUGGACUACCGCCAAGAAGACUCGUUGCUAUGGCAGCAGGCGGUCUCCUCCACCGCCGAGGUGUGUGUUCAGAUCGAUGACCUCAUCCCUGGAGGCCACUACCAGUUCAGGGUUCGUGCGUCCAACCGCUGGGGCAUCAGCCCUCCCUCCGAACCCUCCAACAUGGUCACCCUGCCCACCAGCAACUCCAUCUACGAUGGAGCAGCCAUUCCUUGGAAAGACAACUUUGACUCAACCUUCUCUGAGAUCUGUGAGAUUGGCAGGGGGCGCUUUUCAGUGGUAAAAAAGUGUCUGAACAAGACCAGCAAGAAAGAGGUUGCGGUGAAGUUUGUCAGUAAGAAGAUGCAGAGGAGGGAGCAGGUUGCUCGUGAGGCCGACAUCCUGUGCAGUCUGCAGAACCACCAGCUGGUGGCGCUGCUGGACACAUAUGAGACUCCGACAUCGCUGAUGCUCAUCCUGGAGCUACUGGAGGAUGGUCGUCUCCUGGAUUACCUGGUAUCUCAUGAUGAACUGAUGGAGGAGAAAGUUUCCUUCUUCAUUAAAGACACGCUGGAGGCCUUACAGCACCUGCACACCUGCAGGGUCGCUCAUCUGGAUCUCAAGCCUGAGAACAUCAUGGUUGACCUCCGCUCUGAGAUCCCGUGCGUUAAGCUCAUUGACUUUGGCGACGCUGUCCAGCUCUCCACCCACCGUCGUUACGUCCACCUGUUGCUCGGCAACCCUGAGUUCGCUGCACCCGAGCUCAUCCGUGGCACGCCCGUUUCCAUGGCAACAGACGUGUGGAGCGUGGGUGUGCUUGCCUACGUCAUGCUCAGUGGCGUGUCGCCGUUCUUGGACGAGUCUCCAGAGGAAACUUGUGUCCACAUCUGCCGUCUGGACUUCUGCUUCCCCGAAGAAUAUUUCAGCGAUGUGAGCCAGGCAGCCAGGGAUUUUGUCUCUGCAACGCUUCAGCAGGACCCUAGGAAGAGACCAAGCGCCACUUCCUGUCUGCAACACCCGUGGGUGGGCCGGGGAGGUGCACACGGUGGGGAGUACUCCAAGACCCCUCUGGACACAACCAGGCUGGCCACAUUCAUCGAGCGAAGAAGACAACUUCAUGACAUUCGACCCGUCACCAACAUUAAAGGACUGGUCAGCAGCAGCCUGGGAAACACUCUGUGA
Messenger RNA from Lampris incognitus (smalleye Pacific opah), 4366 nucleotides. RefSeq names its product kalirin RhoGEF kinase a (gene kalrna). Bases 440 to 4366 code for a protein of 1308 amino acids. The record is from RefSeq and is a predicted model, not a curated record. Gene Ontology annotation, biological process: protein phosphorylation; axon guidance; intracellular signal transduction. NCBI's taxonomy places the organism in Eukaryota, Metazoa, Chordata, Actinopteri, Lampriformes, Lampridae. Gene Ontology annotation, molecular function: protein kinase activity; guanyl-nucleotide exchange factor activity; ATP binding. The transcript has 29 exons. Gene Ontology annotation, cellular component: cytoplasm; postsynaptic density.